AUGGCGGUCUGCACCUGGAGCCUUACCCGUUAUCUACUGCUCUUCUCAGUCCUCUUCCUCGUUAUCCACGCACAGAUCAUCACCAAAAACGUGGCCUACAGCAAGCCGACAUUCCAGAGCUCAACGCUACGUUCACUAGGCACGAUGUACGUGGGAUCUAAGGCGGUGGAUGCAGACAGGACCUGGCCGGCGUGUUCCCAUUCCGAGAGGGAGCAGAACCCGUACUGGACCGUGGACCUCGUUCUCCCCACUACAGUGUAUGACGCCAGGGUCGUUAACAGGGAUGACUGCUGUCAGGACCAAUUGAAGGGUUUCAGGGUUUUCGUAAGCAACUCACGUGACCUGGCAUCAGCUACUCUGUGUUACAUGAGUCCUAAUUGGCCCACUCCAGGAGUCACCGUCGACUUCUCUUGUACGACGCCUGUGAUUGGUCGUUAUGUGUCCAUUGUCUUGCCAGGGUUGGCAUCUUUGGCGCUAUGUGACGUUGCCAUUUAUGGAGGGAUGGGCCAAGGUGGUAGGAUUGUUUGGGUUUACCAGCUCUGUGCUGAGGCCAAUCACGCCACUUCGCCUAAAUGUGCUGAUUACACGUUCGGUAAAGACUGUGUGGGGGAAUGUCAUUGUAAAAACGAGAUGGAGGUCUGUGACAAAAGGUCGGGCACGUGCAAAUCCGGAUCCUGUCCAGAUUUUAAGUUUGGGAUUGACUGCAAACAGAAGUGUCAGUGUCAACGGUACAACGAAGCGUGUAAUAAGGUGACUGGCUUCUGCCAAUCAGGCUGUCUGGCGGGACUUGGUGGAGUCGGCUGUCAGAGCGCUUGUGAGGACCUUACCUUUGGGUCGAACUGCGAAGGUCAGUGUCGAUGUCUAGACAACUCUGAAGUCUGUGACAAAAUAACAGGCGCAUGCGCCACUGGAUGUGCACCGGGCUGGACAGGAAGUGACUGUACCACAGCGUGCGCCGGAGGAACAUACGGAAUAAUGUGCCGUGGGCGAUGUCGAUGUUCCGACCCCUCGGAGGUGUGUGACACCACCACCGGAUUCUGUGCCUCGGGCUGUGCACCCGGAUGGACUGGAAAUCGAUGUCAUGUCGAAUGUCCGAAUGGAUAUUUCGGAGCCCGCUGUAAGGAGAAGUGUAACUGCUAUGAUGCCAGCGAAGUCUGUGAUAAGGCGACCGGAACCUGUUUGUCGGGAUGUGCCGGAGACAGCCGAGGGGAAGGGUGCUCGGAGUGUCCGUUUGGACGAUUCGGGACUGCCUGUGAGAUGGAGUGUCGAUGCCGUAACACCAGCGAGCAUUGUGCUCGGGCAACCGGAUUCUGUCUGUCCGGGUGUGAGGGAAUGCCGGACAGUAAGACCUGCCUCGUACCUGUGAGAGUCAAUCAGAUAUUUACUCUCUUCCCAGAAUCCCGACAAGGACUUCCGGCGGAAGCUGUGGGAGGUAUUAUCGGAGGCAUUGUGGCAGUUCUUCUUGUUCUAAUGGUUGCCAUUUUGAUUUGUCUUUCUCAAAGGAAUUCAAAAAAGGCUAACCGGGCAAGAAAUUCCUUGUACGAGAACUUUGGACCCAACUUUCUAGAAGCCCAGGCUGUUCCUAACAGCUCCUGCGACCAGCAGUCAGCUUACGAGAAUGUGGAGGUGCUCUAUGAAAACUGCGGGGAGGUAACUCCGUCUUCUGACGCCAUGGAUACCGACGAACUGUUCGACUACGUGCAGGGUUUUCUGGCGGACCCGGAAAGUUUGGAAGCUGCCUUUAAGGAGAUCCCUAUCCCGCUGGCCACAUCUAACGAAGCUCUGCAGCCAUGGAACCUGAAGAAAAACCGCUACCGCCAUGUUCUGCCAUUUGAUGGCUGCCGAGUUCUACUGCAACAACCCGAGGGCGAGGAACAGACUGACUAUAUCAACGCCUCCUACAUCGAUGGUUACCAGAAACCAAGAGCUUACAUAGCAACUCAAGGCCCGACGCCAGUUAUGAUCGAUGACUUCUGGAAAAUGGUCUGGCAAGAGAAAUGUGGGAAGAUUGUCAUGUUGACGAAUUUACUGGAAACGGGGCGAAGGAAGUGUGACCAGUACUGGCCUGACGCAGGCUCACAGAUAUAUGGCGACAUAGAAGUGGAAUACCUGUCAACUGAAGAUUUUGCUUACUUCACUGUCCGCAGUUUUAAACUUACAAAGGGAACGGAUGUUAAAACUGUCACCCAGUUCCACUUCCGGAACUGGUCUGACCAUGAUGCACCGGACGACACCACGGGGAUACUUCACUUCCGGGACAAGAUACGCGACACCAACGUGGAAACAGACGGUCCGACAGUUGUCCAUUGCAGCGCCGGCGUGGGACGGACUGGGACGUAUAUAGCAUUAGACAUUUUAAUUGAGCAAGCGCAGAAGGUCGGCGUCCUUGACAUUGAUAACUGUAUCUUGAAGCUGAGGAAACAACGAAUGCAUAUGAUCCAAAAUCCCACGCAGUACGAAUUUUUGCACAAAGCUUUACGAGACGCAAUCCUAUGUACUAACUCAUCUAUAUCAGCGGGUAAAUUCCUGGAGGACAGCUUAACGGAUACGGCGGGUACACAAACCAGAAUAGCCAGUGAGUUUCUGGCGUUGGGAAAGUUCCAGGCUUUGGAAAAUCGAAAGAAAGAAACGGUUUCCGAGAAGAAAAGUAAAAACAGAUCAGAUGAUAUUAUCGCCUCUGAUUUCCACAGAGUGUUUUUGUCCACGAAUGUACCAGAUAGGACGAAUUACAUUAACGCCAUAUUUGUCCCGUGUGACAUCACGUCAGACGCCACAAUUUUAGAGUGA
This is a messenger RNA of Liolophura sinensis, 2787 nucleotides long. Its product is annotated as receptor-type tyrosine-protein phosphatase T-like. The record is from RefSeq and is a predicted model, not a curated record. The coding region runs from base 1 to 2787 and encodes 928 amino acids. Gene Ontology annotation, molecular function: protein tyrosine phosphatase activity. Gene Ontology annotation, biological process: protein dephosphorylation. Lineage: Eukaryota; Metazoa; Mollusca; Polyplacophora; Chitonida; Chitonidae. The transcript is spliced from 24 exons.